UUCGGGGACCUCAGGCAGCACGCGGGGGUGGGGGGAUGAGAAUAGAACCCCAGCGAUAAGCUGGAGCGUGUCAUGGGGGACAUCGAAAUCCACAUGAGGAGGUAUGAACUUUUUCUGUUGGGUAAUAGGGAGCCUGAGGGCCAAUAUGAAAGAUGUGAAAGUCACAGCGACUCACAGCCACACAGGGUCACCCUGAUGAGCGGGGUCAGGAUCAGGAGCCAGGCAGGGAACUGGGCGCAGGAGCGGAACAGGCGCGGUGAACGCAGCUAGCUCAGCAGUCACAGCUCCGGGGCCCGAGCCCCAGGGGACCCACAGAAACGCACACCUGGCGCCCUCUUCAGAGCAGAGUGGGUGAAGUGGGUCCAGCCUGUCUUUUAGUGACACCCCAGCUCUGCCUGCCUCAAGGCUUUCAGAGCCCCCAGCCUUCUGGAGAAGUUGGGGGAGGGGGAGUGCCUGCUGAACUGAGGCCAGAGUCACUCUUCACCUGCAUGACCCUUCAUUACCUCCCUGUGAGGAAGUAGCCCUCUGCUUUGUAAGCUGAUCAUGUCGGUUGGUGUUUUACACCUGCUUAUUGUGUUAGAAAAGCUUUACAUGGAUCAAUUCUGGCUACAACCACGGGAUGCAGGCAUGGUUAUCAGUCCCAGACUGUUCUACAUCCACGUAAGGAAACUGAGGCGGAGAGUUUAAAAAUCCUGUCCACAGUAACACGGGGAGUAAGUGGCAGAGCCGUCACUGAUGGCGGUCUGGCUCUACCAAGUGCCUCACUGCCCUGAGAUGAAGAGGGGUGUGUCAUCUCUCGCUCCACCGAGGUACCACAGGACUCUGCUCAGUCCCUGUGGCUAACAUCCCAUCAGGCCGCCUGCCUCAGUGGACCCCAAACCCUGGCAGCCCCCCUCUCCAGCCUCACAGGGAUGUCCACGCCUUCACCCUCCCAUCCGGGUCCCCUUUCACCCUUUCUCCUGAAAGCCUCAAACAGGAGAGACAGCUAGGAAUCAGUCAGCCCCACAGACUGCUUGGGACAGCCACACUGCGGCCACCCACGCCUCCUGCCGCCUGGCCGCUGGAAGGCCCACAUUUGGAGCGUCUCAGCUGACUCCAGCGGAGAAGUCCCCGCACCAUCGCCCACUGCCACCGUGCUGUGAUUAAUCUCUGAGUGCCCGGAGCUUUUAAUUAACUGUCAGCCCUGCACGGGCAGCUGUUCCACAAACCACAUCUGAUUGGGGCUCCCCCAAUCCUGGCUGAUGGAACACUUCAGAAGUCACGCAAAUGAUGCUUGGAUAUUUUGGGGCUGCAGGAGUGGCAGCUGCAGCGACUGCAGCCCUGAUGGAAACCCCAGGAGUGAGGAAAGAAGGCAGCUAUCAGCUGGGGGAAGUCUACACAAGAUCUGUGAGUGUGCUGAUGUGCUGUGAUGUUAACUCAAACAAGCAGAGUAAAGACACCCACAGGUGCCACGUAACCAGAGAAGAUGGGACUUCAGGCACAGCUGGAUCCAGGCGCACCAGUGGAGCUACCAGGGCAGAUGGGCCUGAAAUUGGGAGAGUACCUGCGUCCUGGAUGAGCCAUUUGAAUACUGGAGCUUACUACAUGAGGCAGAGAUGAGGCAGCGAUGUUGUCACAUCCCCAGGUGAAGCACCCGAGGUCUGUGGAGAGGCAGCCUCCCCGGGUCCAGGUAAUCAGGAAGCCACAGAGAAGGGCAUGGACCCAGUCAGUCACUCUGACGCCAGCCCCGCACUGCCGGCUGCUCUGCCCAGCCUCUCUGUAAACCCCUCGGCAUGUGGUCUGCUACCAGGUGUGUCAGGGAGCUCCCCACUCCUUCCCAGCGCUCAGCCCUCCCCCUCUCUCCCCGCAGCAGAGCGCUCACGGUCACAGGUCAGGGCUUUGUUUAGAGCAAGACCUGGACAGGCCCCUCCGUCAGGAUCUGGAAGGAGGGUGCUUGGGGUCAGGCGGAUGUGAGUCCAGCUCCAUGGCACAGGACCCAGACACGAGGGCCUGGGAGACUACACGUCUCUGAACCGUGAGCUCCAAACCUGCAAAACGGCAUAAGAACCUCUGCGGUUCAGAGAGGAGGAAUAACUGUGUCCUUAUGCCUUUGUAAAGUGGUUGGAAUUAUUGCCUAGUCUGGGGAUUACAAACUCAGAUGUCUUCAGGGGACAAGCAGAGGACAUAGGUGGGUGAAGGGGUCAGGGUGGGGCCGUGGCAGCACACCUCUGUCUCAAGGGGGGAAGUCUAGCCCGGUCACACCCAAUGAUUUAUUUAUUAAACAGAUCUAAACUCCGAACUAAUGAAGUUCAUGGGGAGAGCGCAGGAUGAGUUUCUCAUGGCCAGCCCCACACUGACCGCUGGAUCAAGUUGCCCAGCACCUGGGGUCAGCCACCCCUUCCUAAAACGCUUCACGGGCAGAAUAAAAUACAUCUGUGAGCCAAAUAUCACUCGCCCCGGUUUGCAGCCCCUCUGGAGUCCUAUUCAUGGACAAGUUGAAACGCAGGACCUAAAGGCAGAGCAAGGCCAAGGUCAGGCAGCCACAGCCAACGAAGCCAAGCCAGGGGCCUCCUCCAGCCCUCUGGCGCCCUCACCAGCCCAGCCCCCCAGCUCCACGCUGCUCCUCAAUGCUCUCCAUCACCCUCAGAGCCCUCCAGCCCCAGGCCUGUGCCCCUGGGAAGCCAGCUGCCUCCUUGGGCGCCAAGAGCAAAGGAAGGACAUUGACAGGACAAAGGAGACUGCAGGGCGCUGAACAUGCAAACCGCAGCCCGUCCCCAGCGCAUCCAUCCUGCAGCCUAAUUGAGACAUUUGCUUGGAGUGUCCUGGAAAAGUAGGGCGGAUGUAGCGCUCUGAGAGUCCAACCACCCUCCUCCGACGCCCUGCUGAGACUGGGGACCGAUGGUUGUUCUUGGGAACGUGGACCAGCCACAGGGAAGCAGUUCUCGCUAAUAAGAUUAUAUAUAUUUUAAAUGACCCUCGAGAAUUGCAGUGAUACUGGGUAUUAAAAUGCCAGAAAGGAGGACAAAGUAAAAAAAGGCAGGUUGCCCAUCUCUACAGGAACCAUGCAGCACCGAGUGGAGAACCCCCUGGGGGUUUCGCCUCAGGUAUCCCCCCAACCUGAGCUGGGAUGCUUGGAGGUAUGUUCAGACCUUUCUCGACCCUUGAUAGGAGGCUGCUGCUUGAGCCCCGUUUCUCAGACUCCUCUCUUGGAACCCCAAGGUGCUGUCAGGGGCUGGGAGUCAGGAGAGCUGGGCUCCGUUCCUGGCUGUACUAUUCCCAGUCCAGCGGACUUGAGCGAGUCUCCCCGCGCUCUCUGCCUCAUCGGUCUUCUGUCAUUUGGCCUGAGGGACCGCCCGUCUGUAUUGAAGUGCUGAAGGCCUGCAGUGGGCAUCCUCAGGCCUGAGCAGGGCCACACGGGCUUUGUCCAAUCAGCGUUGCUUUUCACAUUUGGUUCCAUCUAGUUUCGCCUAAACAUCUGGAGUUCUGGCUUUUCUUAAAAACUCGGACGACCUGGCCACACAGGGCUGACCUUCCUUCACUCACGGCCAUAAUGGCGAAGCCACUUGCCAGCUCACUCCACACACCCCACUGCCUUACGCUCAGCCAGCCCCUCGCCUUGAUGGUACCUGCCUCGCACUUGAACUUGAGACCCCGAUUUAAUGCAACAGGCUACAGGGAGCCACUGCGGGUUUUUGAGAAAGGGAACUAUGUAAGCUGACCUUUGUUUCAGUAAGAUCUUAAUGGACGUGGGGAUGGAGAGGCCAUGGAGGAGGCUGUGGCGGAGGCCAGGUGAGGGACAGUGCCUACAGAGGGGCAGUGGCCACUAGGGGAAGCCAGCGUCCCGCUCCACUCGGACCCCAUGGGCCAGCCUGAGAGUGACCUCACAAUCACCCACUGGGCCUCCCCACCUGUUAGUCCCAGUAUCCCAGCCGCUGGCCUAACUCUGCCCUUUAUGUUCACACCUAGGGAAGCUACGCUGCCAUCUGAGUCAUCUGGGCCAGCAACCAGAGACAGAGGGGUCCACCAAGUGAGAGCAUGCCACCUUCUUACCCGGGGCACAGUCCAGACGCCACAAUGGCAGAGAAGCCAGAGGACCCAAAGGAUUUCAUGCCCACAGAGAGGAAGUCCAUGUGGAAGACGGCCGAGGAGAGGCGAAUGUCUGACCUCGCACGGGUGCUGCAGUGGUUGGAGCGGAGGCACAGGAAGAAAAAGGAAGCCGUCCAGAAGAGUAAAGCCAAGGUGGUGGUACCCACUAAAGCAACUGGGAAGCAAGAAAAGAAAGCUCAAACCCAAAACAUCCCCAAACGGCAGAGGGAGAAACAACAUGUGUCAUUCUCUGAGCAGACUUCAGUGCCGAAAACCAGGAGGGACAGGGACGCCAUCAUGUACCGAAGGCUCUAUGGAGUGGAUGCAAAGGGGAGACACCUGAGCAUGGUGCCCGGCAACUACCUCAAGGAUGGCCCUGGGAAAUCUGACUUAGACAUCAAGGAUGGCUUCGGCAUGGAGCCCAGUCAGCGGUCAAUGUCAUUCCGUCGACAAACCAUUGUAGACCCCAUGUUACAGGAUGCGAUCUUUGCCGGGCGGAAGUCGACCCUCCUCAGAGACUGGGUGGGAAAGACACCCGACUCUUACGAGCGCAAGAUGAAGAGCCUCAUGGAAAAGGGCACCGAGCCCAAGAUAGAAGUGACGAAAACUCUGACGCCAGAAGAGGUGCUCAGCUGCCGAUACCUGAGGCUGUCCCAGAACAACGUCCGAACCUUGCUCAAGCUCUGCAAAGACGCGGGAAUGAACGUGGAUAUCCACCCCCACAUGGUCGAAGGGGAGAUAGACUCUAAAAUGGUGUUUGCCCGAAACCCCACCGUAGCCCUCUGACGCGUCCUGCCCCUGGCCACCUCAGGCUCCCUCUGUGGUCACACCCUCGGCCACCAGAGGCCAUCCUCUGGCACACCACCUGGCCUUCAGUCCAGGCACAGCCCCUUUAGACAGCAGUGAUUAGAGAACAGGCCAAACCGCAUGGCUCGUGGUGCUGUUGUAGCCUUUGCCCCCAUCGGGUCACAACCAACUCAGGAGAGAACGGGCUGGUUCCCUGCUGAAAGAACCCUCCUUGGGAGGGGCUGCUUGGAGGGGAGUCUUAGCAGCAGUGAGAGAGGGAGGCCCAGAGUCCCCAGACGGACUUCAGGAGGGAGACGGGCUGGCUGAGAACACACACACCACGGGUCUUGCACACCACGGGACGAGGCUCUGUGGGGAGCGGGCCCUCUGGUGUGUCGGGUGGGGAGCUGAUCGGGGGGUAGGAGAGACAGGACCUCUGUGAACGUGUGGAAACAAGGAUUACUCACCUGAAAAGGAGGCACAGAGGGCGAGGAACGUGCUCAGAGUCGCACAGAUGGGAAGCAGCAGGGCUGGGAUUCGAGCUGUGUCCUCACCUCAGUCCCCACUCUGUCCUCUCACAUGCUGGGAACGCUGGUACCUCUGUAGGACUGUUCAGAGACGGUCCCCAUCCUGGAGCAACUGCCAGCGGAGGUCACAAGCCCAGGCCCUUGUAGUUUCUGCAAGCGUUUCAAGUAAGUUCAAAUCCCAACUGCCCCACUUGCUAGCUGUGUGACUCAAGGCGAGUUACUUUACCUCUCUGUGCCUUUGUGUUCUCAUCUGUGAAAGGGGCUAAUAAUAGAACCUGCCGAGCAGGGAUGCCGUGAAGAGGAAAUAGGAGCUUGCCCGUGAAGCAUGAAACACAGACGUGGAUGCACAUUAUAGAAGCUCAGUAACAAUGUGAGCUGUUCCCAUAGUCCCCUGCAGUGGACGAGGAGCGGACGUCCCAGCCCUGCUUUCCCAGAAAGAGCCUCAGAACUGGCCGUGUCGUUGUUGAGUCAAACUCUGAUGAGCUGGUGUGUUUCCAGAGGGUGUGAAAACUGUGCCUCAGUGGUGGCUAUUCACUCACUUAGCAAGUAUUUACCGAACACUGAUGUACAGGAACCACCACAGCUGCUGCGGAUACAGCCUUGAACAAAAACAGACAUCAUUCUUGCUCUCAUGGGGCUUACGUUCUAGCUGGGGAAACAAAUAACAUGCCCCUCAACAAAAAUGAUUUCGGCAGCUGAUGAGAAGAUAAACACGGGGUGGAGUGAAAGAAAAGGACUGCGCAGGGGGUCGGGGAGAGUGACUCAGUGAGGGUGUCCGUGAAGGCCUGCGAUGUGGGGUGAGGAGGAGGAAGUGAGGUGCUGAUUCAGGGGGCAGCUCCAGCACUAGGGACAGCAAAAGCGUGUCCAAGGGACAGAGAGGACGGUCACUGUGGCGAAGCCGAGUGCAGAAGGAGGGUCGGGAAUCAGGCCUGGUAUACUGUGGUCUGGAAAUUGGAGUUCAUUUGAAUUGCAACAGGAAAGCACUGGGAGUGGUGGGCAGAGCACUGUGGGGAGAUACUGUCAGGCGGAAAGGACGGCCUCGUGACGACGCAGGGAGGCGCAUCGGGUAGCUGUGGCUGUGUAACACGUUAUCCCCAAACAUGGUUUAAACUGAAUUGUUCAUAAGUCACAGGUCACUUAAACAGUUCUUCUGACGUGCGCCAGGCUCAGCUGACCCAGGCUGGGCUCUCGUGUUAGUGGGUUAGCGAGCCGGUUAGCUGAGGGUUGGCUGGCCCAGGACGGCCUUGGCUGAGAUGGCUGGCCUCUGCUCCACACAGCUCACCCUCUCACAGGCUGGCCUGGGCUUGUGCUCGCGGUGGCGGCAGGGUUCGAAGGAGCGUGCGAAGCUUGGGCUCACAGCUGGCACACUGUCACCUCAUUGUAGUCCCUAGUGGCCAAAGCAGGUCCCAAGGUCAGCUCAGAGUCAAGAGUGGAGGUGCAGACGCUACCUAUGGAAGGAAGGCGCUGCAGAGUCGCACGGCAAAGGGCCUAGAUGCGGCGGAGGAAAGGCCCGGGGCCAGUUUUCCUCCGCCUCCCACAAGAGGCUAUCACGUAGUUCAGGAAAGAAGUAAGAGCCUUAAAAUAGUGGAUGGUGGUGGGAGCAAGUUGAGAACGUUUUGGAGGUAGAACUGAUGGAAUUUGUCACUGGAUUGGAUGUAGACGUGAGGGAGAGAACAUCCUGUGGCCAGAGUGACUGCUGGGUGCCUAAAAUCAUACGGGGAGGAGAGAGAGGGCGGAAGGCAGGCGCCCAGAGUCCGCUGGGGCUGGUUGGAUGGGAGACGCCGUCAGCACCCACGGUGCUGUCCCAGCCAUCAGGAGGAGCCCCUGGCCGGCGUCCAGCAGGAGAGGGGCGUGGUGAAGGGCAGACGGGAGGGCAAGCCCAGAGGGGGGCUGUGUUAGUGGCCCAGGCUUCCCGUAAAAAGACUGGGGGGCUGAAAAGCGCAGCCAUUUAUUUUCUCAGAGUUGUGGGAGCCACAAGUCCAAAGUCAAGGUGUCAGCAGGGCCACAUUCCUUCUGAAGCCUCGAGAGCCGGAACCCUCCUCGCCUCUUCCAGCUCCUGGCGGCUGCAGGUGUCCUGGGCAGGUGGCAGCACCCCUCCAACCUCUGCCUCCGUCUUCACAUAGCUGUCUUCUCUGUGUGUCUCUGUUCUUCUUGGAAGGACACCAGCCAGAUUAAAUCAGUGUCCACCCAAAUGGCCUCAUCGCACCUGAUUAUAUCUGUAAAGACCCUGUUUCCAAACAAGGUCACAUUCCAGGUACCAGGGGUAGAACUUCAACAGGACACAGAGAGACCAAAGGUGAGCAGGUGGAGGUCCAGAGAGGGGGUAGAAAGGUCCCCAGGAUCCCCGAGUUCAUGAGAGAGGUACUGGAACCCCCACUCCUGACACCCUCCCUGACCAGUACUCCCAGCCACACCCGGUUGCCCACACUGCCCACUGAAAGUGCCAGAACUUGGGCCCCAGCUGGUGGCCCCAGGAGGCAGACCUGUCACACUGCUCAAAUACUCAGCCAGGGAGAUUUUCCCCUGAGCCCCCAAGGCCCGGGUUCCUGGACUUGCUCAUCAACAGGCACCCCCUUUCCACAGAGUGGAGUAAUUUUAGCAGGACGUCAGCCCCAGCCCCUGCUGAGCAGACUGCCCCAUCCUCGGGACUGCUUGGUGUGCCCAGACCUUCAAGGGGGAAUUGCUGUGGGAACCCCACCUCUCAGACGCCAGAUGCUGCUGGUUGCAGGCUUCCCUGGGUCCAGCCAGGCUGGAGAAGGGCGGGGAAGUAAAUACAGGGAAGAGACUGCCCCACCCUCACUGCUGGGGCCUCCUGGGCCCUCGCUGGGGGUCCAGGGCUGUCGUGUGUGGACCCCACAGGCACAAGGAGCCUAGAUUCAGCUUCCUGACGUUCUGACCUCAUGAGCCCACUGUGAGCCUCCCCCCACCAACCACCCCCCAGACGAACAGAGAGCGUUGAGAAAGGGACGUUCAUCAGAGCCCCCAGCCGGGUCCCAAGGGCAAAUAGCACCGCCUACAACGGCCCUCCUCCAGGAUUUCAUACUCUUGGAGAUGGCCUCUGAACAGUCCAGUUACACUGCAUUUUCUCACAGAGGCAUCACCACGAGAGACAGAGACCAACAUUACACCAGGAGCACAUCCACACCAGCCCCUGCUUACGAUGUAGGUGGCACUUGGUGCAGCAGGGAAAAGGUGAUCUCAAUAAAUCAGGCUGGUCAAUUAAAUAUCCGUAUGGGAAAAACAGCGACCCUCUGCCUCCCGCCAUAUGCAAAGAGCAAUUCCGGGGGAAGCAGAUUGUGAGAGCUUUAAAAGAAACAGACAACAAUCUCUAGGACCUUGGGGUAGGCAAAAAAACUUCUGAACAGAACACAAAACGUCCCAACAAUAAAAUAGUAAUAAAUUAUGUUAUAUUAAAAGUGAGAACUUCUGCUCAUCAAAAGACAUCACAGGGGUGGCC
Hipposideros armiger (great roundleaf bat) is the source of this 8835-nucleotide messenger RNA. It is a transcript of the gene CUNH16orf78, whose product is annotated as chromosome unknown C16orf78 homolog. The coding region runs from base 4015 to 4851 and encodes 278 amino acids. The transcript has 7 exons. The record is from RefSeq and is a predicted model, not a curated record. NCBI's taxonomy places the organism in Eukaryota, Metazoa, Chordata, Mammalia, Chiroptera, Hipposideridae.